Molecule: messenger RNA, 5469 nt
Organism: Temnothorax curvispinosus
Lineage: Eukaryota; Metazoa; Arthropoda; Insecta; Hymenoptera; Formicidae
Product: longitudinals lacking protein, isoforms H/M/V-like
Exons: 3
Coding region: 545-2245 (566 amino acids)
Biological process (GO): regulation of transcription by RNA polymerase II
Cellular component (GO): nucleus
Molecular function (GO): DNA binding; protein binding
Source: RefSeq, a predicted model, not a curated record
UGCCGGAGUGUGUGCGUGCCCUUUUUUUUCUCCCUCUUUCACUCGCGUCCUCCGCGCGCGGCAUGUCCGCCGCACUUGUACACUUAUACACAUACAUAUAGGUAGAUACGAGGCGCGCGCGAAGGGAAAGAGCGAGCGAUAGAAGGGAGAAGGAGGACCGCGGGUCCCCCGUAAGCGCGUUCGAUAGUUUAAUACAUAUAUAUAUAUACGUAAGUGCACUUCGCGAUACGCGCGGCUAGACGAGAUUGAAAAGAGGGGAGCGGAGGGCGGAAAGAGGAGGAAGAUUUUGUUGGUAUCGGCGACCAACGACAUUGAUAACGACCGUGAGGUGGUUCCGGGCCCGUCAUUCCUUGAUUAUCCGCGCCCUGCGCGUCCGUGAAAUCAUCCGGAGCACGUAUACGACGUAAGAGAAGCGGAACGUCAGUCUCCGCUCUGCAUCUCGCCGGCUGCGCUCGCUUUUAUUAGAUCGUCCCGUGUUUCGCCCGCAGUGUUUCGCCGUCGCGAGAGAGGAGAGUCCAUCAAGUCCCCAAGUCCCCAAACGCAGAUGGAUCAAAUCAUCCCGGACACCAUGACUACCUCUCAACAGUACUGCCUACGAUGGAACAAUCAUCGCUCGAACCUGCUGUCCGUCUUCGAGCAACUGCUGCACGACGAGGCGUUCACCGAUGUCACCAUCGCCGCGGAAAGCGGUAGGACGGUCAAGUGCCAUAAGAUCGUGCUGGCCGCGUGCUCGACGUACUUCCAGAAUUUGUUCCACGGCCUGCAGGACCAGCAUCCGAUAAUAAUUCUCAAGGACGCUGGGUUUCCGGAGAUACAGGCGAUACUGGAGUACAUGUAUCGCGGCGAGGUGAACGUCGCUCAGAAUCAGCUACCCGAUCUGCUCAAGAUCGCGCAGGUGCUGAAGGUGAAGGGCCUGGUGGAGGAGCACGGCAGCCAGAGCAACACGGCGCGCGACCUUCGCCGCGAGGAUACGUCGAUGGAGCCGUCGAUAUCGCCGCCGCCGGCUAUCAGCACGAGCACCGGCGGUGGUAGCGGCGGCAGCCACUCGUCACCGCCGCACUCCACCGGCGGCUACUCCGGCCUUUACGGGAAAUCCGCGGUCUCGCUCGACCGCGUUCAAAGUCAUCCCCUCGCUGGCUCGUUGCCGAUUACGUGGCCGCUUCCGUUGCACUCCGCGGGCGCGGGUCAUCAGCUCCCGACGUCGCUCUCCUCCUCCGUCCUCGUUGGCGGCCCCGGCGCCGGCGGGUACGACAACGGUAUCGAGACCUCGCCGCUCAAACGCCGGAAGCCGAUGCAGCCGUCGUCAGCCCUGCUGAUGAACCACGACACGCCGAUCUUGCGCACGGUCCUCGGCCAGGCUCACGUUGACAGUUCGCAGACGAUGCCGCUGCUGCAGCCGGACAGCCACGAGUCGGUGCACUAUCGCAACGCGAGCAGCAACGGGUCCGCGAACGACAGCGACAAUCGCCGCAGCAACGACCUGUCCCACGGCGAGGCCGUCCACGCCGACGUUUCCUACAUGGACGAGGAUGAGAGACAACCGUCCCCGCAGUCGUACGGCGGGGAUACCGCGAGAAAUACAGCUGCUCCGGACUGCGUGCCGCAAAAACCAGAGUGGAAACGCUAUAAGCAGUACACCCGAGAAGACAUCCUGUCGGCGAUCGAGGCGGUGAAGACGGGGAUGAGCGCCGUCGCGGCGGCGCGAAGAUACGGGGUGCCAUCGCGUACGCUUUACGACAAGGUGAAAAAGCUCGGCAUCCCGACGUCGCGGCCGUUCAGGCGCUCGACGAGCAACGGUGGUAGCACGGCCUGCUUCCCGUACGGCAUCGGUGCCAAUGCGAACGGCGCUCUGUACGACAACAACCGCGGCGGUGUUAAUGCCCUGUCCGAGAACGAGAACGAGAGCGGCAGCAGUAACAUCAACGUCAUCGAGAGUUUGGCCGGCACCAGUGCCGCCGCAGUUUUUGAGACCACCUAUGCGAAGGCAACGAAGGACACGUCGCAGGACCGCGACUCAAUGUCAGACUCGAUGACCCGUUGCAGCGCGAGUCCGGUGAUACGCUGCUCUAAGCAGAAGCAGCAACAGCAGCAACAGCAGGACCUGGAUGAUCAAGUAGAAGAUCUGUCGGUGAGUCGCAAAUCCGACGUUCCGGUGAUAAUACCGCCGUCCACUACAUCGGUCGCGAUUAAAGACGAGGCGCAGGAAGCAGGGCUUGAUAGUAACGACUGCUGCGACUACAGCUAACUUUUGCGGCCCAGAAACGAGAGUAAUAAGAUACGAGUAGUUGAGUUGCUUUUCAAAAUUAAAAAAUUGUCUCACUUUAGAGAUUUUGCCGGUUUUUUCCUCCAUACAUUGAACUUCGUAAAGUUAUGGUAUACGAGAAAGUCAAUUAGGCAUUUCGAAAUAGCCAUUUUUACAUGGUUCUCAUUAAUUUUCUUAAUUUCUGUUUCUCCAACAAACUGCAAUAAAUUUAUUUUUAUGUUGAGCUCCUCAUUACUCGCAUCUUAUCACUCUAUCCGUCGUAUAUAGUUGCAGAAGAAUUUUUCUCUCGUAUUUCUUUACCGAAUGUGUAUUUUCAUCCCAGAUAGAGUCGAAAACAGAUUUUGUAGAGUAUCUGUCACAAAUUCGGUCGGCAGACCAUAUGCGGACAAUAUUGGCGGAAUUUGAAUGUGAUUAGCAGAUCGCGACUGUAGAGAAACCGAGCAGUAUCUACCAUUUCAUUAUCAUAAUCAUUUAAUUAUUAAAUAAAGUUAUUAAUCAUAAUCAUUCAAAUGAUGUAUUUUAUUUUAUGAAUUCAACGAAAUGACACACAGAUUCUGCCCGGUUUCUUCUGGCAGAUUAUUGCCGUCAGAUUCUGUCGGCGCAAGUUCCAUUGCGGCAGAACACGAGAUUAACGCGGACGUAAUUGACAAUCUACUUAUAUUUUACUCGAAUCUGCUGGUAAACAGAUUGCUAGCCUACUGAUAACGCUUUGCUGGGAUGUUUUAUCUUAGUUCUUCGGAUAUGCAUUUUGAUACAGCAGGCGAACGUAAAUGUAUUUAUUCCUGUUUUAGCUUGUUCGCAAAUAAGAUCUAACUAAUCAUAAUGCGCAUGAUCAAUUAAAAAAAAAGUAAAGUACUAAAGUAACGAUAAAGCUGUUAAUUAUUGCAAAUUUAUUGAUUCGUUGUUCGUGAUUCGCGAUUCGCGCAUAGUUUAGUGCUAGCCUAUAAGGUAUAUUCGCCUGAAACUCUUUAAAAUUUACGGUUUAAAGCAAUGGUUUGCACAAAAGAACGUGUCGCCAGCCAAUGUUCACUUUGGAGUUUUCAACACGAACGACGAUGAGAAAGAAAAAUAUGUGAAAAGACAUAAAAUAAGAAAAAAACAGAUUUAAAAAAAUAUCUCGAAACUUCGUUCGAAAAUAUCUGUAAAAUUAUUAGGUAAGAUAAAUACAUCUGUAAUUGGUAUUAUACCGCGCAACAUUUAGGAAUUUCUUUUGUCUUGCGACAUAUUCGUUUGUGCGGCAACACUUGUGUAAUAGCAUUAAAGCUUUAACAAAUUGACAGCGAAAUAAUACGAAGUCCAUGAACGAAAUCUGACGCUAUGUACAAGGUGUCCUCUUCUCUAUUCGCUAUCGCGUGACGAGAUCAGAAUCAUUCAAUAGCGGGAUAUUUUAUUAAUGACAACGUGCCAGCAAUAAAUGCAAGCAAUGGAAAUACUUUCUAUGAUGAUAGAUCUCGGUUUGCCACUUGCAUAUUUGCUGACCUAUCAUUUCAUUCGCGAACCUCGUAUUAUUUCGUAUUAUUUAUCAUUUAAUAAUCAUAGACGUCGGUCGCUGUUAAUUUGUUAGCAAUUGUAAGUACUUCGUUGUAUUUGAUCGUUACUGACCACAGUUCCGGGAUACGAUUGCAAUAUUGCUCAAGCAUAUCAGCAGUAAUGAUAAUAACGAAAUACCUCAUGUAAACUACGUGUUCAUUAAUGUAAGACUGAUAAAAUGCAGAUUUGAUAUCUAUAUACCUAUAUACAAGCCGAUUAUCGAAAUACUCAAACCUAUCGAGGCAAAGUAUCGAGGAAAUUUCAAUUUGCAAUCAAACGAACAGACAGGUUUUCUGUAUUCUAAGAGGCAGAUUAUUUAUAGAUUUAUUACCUACAAUACCGAAAAUGUUGAAGAGUGCAAAAGUUAAAUUUUACCUUUUUACCUUUUUGCCUAGCGGUUUUCGAGAUGCAAGAUAUAAAUAAUUAUUAAUUUGCAAUUGUGUAGCACGUUUCAUUCAAACUCGAAUAUGCUAAAAAAAAACGCGAAUGGAGAACGGACGAACAGCUAGGGUUAAUGCUUGAUAAUUUCUCGUCGAUACUUUGUCUCCCUAAACGCAGACCAAAGCUACUUCCAGCAAUACUACCUCAAUAUAUAUGUAAGUCAUUCCAUAUUUAUCACAAUAGAAUUUUUAUAGCGUGAGAAGAGAUAUUUACAGAAUGUGUAUGAAAUAAUGCAUGAUAAUGCAGUACCUGCCAGCCAUGUGAUCAAAUGCACCACUAUUUUAUAACAUAGAUCCAAAAUGUCGAAGAUCUUCGAAGUUAAAUUGCCACCGUUAAUGUAUUACGUAAGGCAACUUGAAGCUCUAUUAUAUUAUGUUUUAUUUUAUUUAAGAGUGCGUAUAUUACUUUAUAGUCAUUGUUAUCGAUACGCAUUAUUAUUAUUUUUUUUUUUUUAUACCGAUUACAGAGUGCACUAUAAGUACAAUAGUACAAGCAGUAAGUAAAAAUACGUUAUUGUUAAGCUUUAAUAAAUUCUACUUCGAUUGCGUGUGGUAUACCGCGCAUUAAUUAGAUAUUCGUCGAGCGAUACGAAAAUGUAAGCGGUAUAUCCAAAAGUAUACGCAAAUAUAUCUUAUUUCGGUGACUUUUCGCAUAGAAGAGACUUCGUAUAGAUUAACUACGUUAAUCGCAAGCUAUUCCUCUCUCUCUCUUUUAUAUUAUAUGUUUUGACCUCUUUUUCCGUCUCUCUCAUUUAACGUAUGUUACAUGCUCUACCGAAAUAUCUAUCGGUUUGCAGAUCAAACUUGCGACAGCUUGUAUAGACGCGGAAGAUGUAGGCUAAUUAAGGAAAUUUAUACACGUAUCGAUAUUCGUACGUAUGGAUACGACGUACGUUGUUUUUUUUUUUAAAGAGCCGAUUAGUUUUAUCAGAGUAUAUUGCGCAGCGUUGAUGCGAGGAGAGUACAUUUUAUAUAUAAUCGGCGUAUCUAAUUUUAACCCACGUGUGUCUUGCGGAGCGUAUUUCGAAGCACCGACGCGCCUGUAACGCGCAUCCCUUAAAACAUGGUAACACGCAUUGUGAGGGUUCUUUUCCACUACGUGCCUUCAAUCGUUGAUUAAUUAUUACGACGUGAGCGCGACGCGUUAACUAUUAGCGUUGAACGAUAACGAGCGAAACAGGACCGACAUGAAUCUUACAAUUAAUUAAAAUGCCACUUUCGGUCUUGGUAGCCUAA